Molecule: messenger RNA, 937 nt
Organism: Mercurialis annua (annual mercury)
Lineage: Eukaryota; Viridiplantae; Streptophyta; Magnoliopsida; Malpighiales; Euphorbiaceae
Product: AP-3 complex subunit sigma
Exons: 7
Coding region: 95-595 (166 amino acids)
Biological process (GO): intracellular protein transport; Golgi to vacuole transport
Cellular component (GO): AP-3 adaptor complex; intracellular membrane-bounded organelle; membrane coat
Source: RefSeq, a predicted model, not a curated record
UAAACAGCAAAUUUGAACUGUAAAAGAACCGGCGGUGGCUUCUGUUAUCAGUUGUAAAACGCAAAGACGAAGAAACCGGUGAAGGAGAAGGAAAAUGAUAAAAGCGGUGAUUAUAAUGAACACUCAAGGCAAACCUCGCCUUGCCAAAUUUUACGAUUAUCUGCGUGUGGAGAAGCAGCAGGAGCUUAUACGCAGCGUAUUUGGAGUGUUGAGCAGUAGAGCUGAGAAUGUUAGCAAUUUCAUGGAGGCUGAUUCUAUCUUCGGUCCGGAUAGUCGUCUUGUGUACAAGCACUAUGCAACUUUGUACUUUGUAGUUGUGUUUGAUUCUUGUGAAAAUGAGCUUGCUGUGCUCGAUCUUAUACAAGUUUUUGUAGAAACACUAGACAAAUGCUUCAGAAAUGUGUGUGAGCUUGACAUAGUGUUCAAUUACAGCAAGCUUCAUACAAUAUUAGAUGAGAUAAUAGUUGGAGGUCAGGUGCUCGAGACAAGUUCUACUGAAGUUAUGAAGGCUGUUGAAGAAAUAUCAAAGCUAGAAGCUUCCUCAUAUUCCAUCAAUCUAGUUCCAAAGACUGUUUCCAGUUGGCGGAAUAGAUAAGAUCCUCAUACAAAGAGGUGUUGAUUGGUUCGAAGCCUAUUUUAGGGUUUUGACUUCUUAACCCGAGUUUGCUAAUGGGAGAUGAGUGGUGGUGUCCCGUUCUGUUAUGUUAAAAAUGGCUACAGAUGUACAUCAGGUGAUAUUGUUUCCAGACUGUAAGAUUUUGAGAAGUUUGAUAGCAGUUUCGGCGAAUAUUUCAAAGCAUUGUUUCUGGAAAACCUUCAUUUUCAAGUUGCUGUUUCUAAAGUUGUAUAAACACUUCAAUGAUCAUCAUUAUUCCAAAUUACAUUUAGAACAAGUAACCGAGUUUCGCUUAUUGCAAUAUCUUGAAAUUGAAACUCA